CAUUUUACAGUUAUGUUUGGCCAUUUACUUUUUCGCUUUUACUACAUCCUAGAAUUGUUCAUUAAUUGUGAGGUUUUUAUGGAAUUUGCAACAUCAAGUUAAACCGAGGUUCUUUGGAAGUUAAAAUGUCAAGCAGAUUUUUAUGUUACGGUGACUACAUUUUGUAAGUUACAAAUAUAGUUCGCCAAGACAGCAUAACGGUUUCUAAACAACUGCGCAUUAAUACCACAAUGUUGUAUUUUCAUGUGUCAAGUUCGCAACGCGCAUUAAUCCCAAAGGCUGAAAAGCCAGCAGCGAUGAGUGCUCCGCCUCCGCGCUGACUAGCGUUGACACAGAAAAUGACUCUCAGGGGGUUAUUGAUGGAGGAGCUCCUUAAAAAGUUGAUGGAAGAAGGCAUUGAUGUGUCAGACGACGAGGCGCAAAGGUUUAGAGAUAACGAUGUACAACAUUGAAGGUACAGUUGAAGGUCCAGUGUCCCAAGCAAACCAGAGUUCUAUACCUUCUUGCCUGCAGUUAUUUCCAUUCCAAAAUUCCCACAAGAUGUCCAGAGUCGCUUGGAUCUCAAAGAACCAGUCCAGAAAGAACAGAAGUACCGAAACAAAAUAAUUGGGACUCUUUAUGAAAUGCUGUCACAGUACACAAUGUACCCAACCCACUCAGACUACAUCCAGGUCAUCAAAGCCCUGAUUGUGAAGUAUCCUUUCUUAAGAGAUGUACACGGAAAUGGUUAUGACACCUGGCACAGCCAACUCAAGAGAAAGUUCAAAGCAGAACGGGCUCCCCUAAUCAGCAACGAAGAAGUGAACCGGGUUAAAGAAAAGUUUGGACGCACGCAGAAACAUCGGACCACAGAGGAAUCCAGCAGCUCCUGUCUGAAGAGACUGAAGCCCUCUCUCGAUUCGUGCUUUGUGGGGGAAGAUGCAGCCUCCGUUGAUGCUCAUAUCAAGGUGCUAAAUGAUCAGCACAGGACGCUACAUCCUGACACAGCACUGGUGAAAGACCGCAUGACAAAAACCUUUGCAUGGAGACGUCAAGAGGUAGCUGAAGGAAUGUGUACUGUGGACCUAUUAAAGAGAUAUCCAUUCCUGGGGACAUCUGCAGGGUUGUGUGAUGAGGUUGAUUUAAUGCAUCCCUGCCAAGACAACAUCUGUUGCCGCUUUAGCGAGAACUUCACUGCUGUUCUUCAAAAUGUUCUUCAAAUGACCAAGGAUUUGCCACUGAAGAAGGUCUACAUGGAGGCAAGAGAGAAUGCACUGGCUGAAGACAUUACAGGAAUUGACUUCAAGGGGGCACUUCUCCUCUUGCCAUCCAUCUUCAAGGAGAAGAUAGAAGAUUUCAUCAUCCUUGGAGAGGUAAAUGCAUGAUGCAAUGCAUAGCCUUUGGCCACAAGUUUCAUUCUCGGUGUUUUGUUGGCAUGGAGCUGAAUUCAGCUGCGGUUCAGCAUCACAGCUAAGCUAAUGUAGGGGAAACACUGCUGUUAAUCCACAGACUUACAGAAUGCUCUGGAAAUGAACAAAAGUUUUACAGAUGUGCAUUUUCAGGAUAAAGUGCUUCAGCGUGUGUCUGCUAUAUCUGUCAGCAGUGUCAAAUAUGAACUUGAGGAUGUUUUUGUAGUUGGCCAUGUACACACUGAAGCCAUACCUAUAUUCUUUAAAAUCAAGUAUAUUUUGAAUGUUGAUACUUGUUGGGUAUUGUGUGGGAAACUGUUACUUCCUCGCACUUAUGA
Molecule: messenger RNA, 1726 nt
Organism: Oreochromis niloticus (Nile tilapia)
Lineage: Eukaryota; Metazoa; Chordata; Actinopteri; Cichliformes; Cichlidae
Exons: 8
Coding region: 624-1364 (246 amino acids)
Source: RefSeq, a predicted model, not a curated record